AAAAUUGUGUCUUUUUAACAUGAAAGCUGCAAUUUGUCAGAUCUAGACACAUUUUUGCAACAGUCAUACAUUCAUUGCAACAGUCUCUUGAACACAGAGUAUCCAUUUGAGUAUAGUUCUUAAUUUGAGUUUGGAAAGAUCACUAUAUGUUUAUAUAUAUGUAAGUCUGUUGCAGGGACAAGUGUCAUCGCUGCACUUAAUAAAUCAUGCAUUACUUUUAUUAUUUUAUUUGGUUUGCAAUUAUAAAUUACACUUGUUAAACAUGUUCUAGUAGUAGCAAAUCUCAAAAUCAGCAUAUGUCUCCUUAGGGUCUAAUUCAAGCACCAGCAUAUGUAUCUAGACUUGACUUCAGCCUGAACUUCUUAUAUAAUUUACAUUUCAUGCAAAUAUAAUGGGACAAUGGGAUAAUGGGACAAACAAAGACCUAAUGCUACGGAAGAGGAUUAGGGCCACACAUGAAAAAAAUAUUUGAGUUCAGACUUUAUUCUCACAAAUCUGAGUAUGAAGUCAGAAUUCUGACUUUAACGUCAGUUUUUAACCCCGCCGGUAUUACAGCUAAUAUAAUACUGAUUUGAAAAUGUUUAUUGUUAGCCUGUUUAUCCAAGAUAAUAGGCCUAAAAACAAUUUCUUUUUGAAGUGAGCAAAAACGAAAUAUAUUUAAUGUAUCCUUCAUUAUGGGACAGUUUCAGAUCUAAAUCCACUUCAUGAUUAUAAUGUUUAAAAGUCAGUUUUCAGUGUAACAAUGUGUGCAGCUUGCAGGUUAUAAAUCUUUAAAGUCAGAAUUCUGAGAAUAAAGUCAGAACUCAAAUAUUUUUUUCAUUUGUGGCCCUAAUAAUCUUCCAUACCAUGCUUACUGCCAAAAAAAGAAGUGAGUUUCCACUGAAAACAGCAGUAGGCCUACAGCAGUAAUAAAGCUUAAAAGUGCAAAAGCGUUGCCAUCUGUGAAUAAUUAUGUGUGGAGCAGGUUUUGUGAAGGAAAUACUAGGGUACUAUCUUGAUUAUUCUUCAGUGUGGUUAGAUGUGCAUGUCAAACAGUGGCGGUUCUUCACAGGGGCCACUGCCCCUGUGAAGAAGCCCUUGGCCCCUGCUGUGGCCCCUGUGUCAAAUUAAUAAUAAAAUGAUCAAUUUAUAACGAUGAACGACGGAACAAUUCUUACCUAUUUUUUGUUGUGCAUAAUGAGAACAAUAUCUCAUUGUGCACAAAAGGAACCCAGAAUGUGUCCAUUGUAUAAUAGUUUACUUGUGCAAUAAAAGCUUGUGUAUAUAUAUAAAAAAAAGGAUAAUUCUCACUAUACUGCACUUUCAAAAUAAAAAAAAGGUAAUUGUGCACAAAAAUGAGAAAUGUCAUUGUUGUGCAAAAGUACUUAUUGUUGGUAAGUUUCAAUCAGUGUAUUUGUAUCUUCCAAAUAUACUUAAAUGAGAUAUAAUCCCAAAAAUAAAGGUUUUGAAUGCCUAAAUAUAAUUAUUGCCGUUCUUUAUUGUGCCCCUCUGAUUAAACACUGACAGUAAAACUGGCCUAGACCCACACUGAUGUCAAUUAUUAACAUUCCCCUUCUGGUUUCUUUAACCUCCCCUUCUAGGUCAGUAUUUGGAAAAAAAAAUCCCGAUGCAGCAAACAGGGUUAAAGUCCCUCCCUUGCAACACUGUUGACCUGAUUGGUUGAUACGCAACAGCUCAGUUCAUGAGAGUUUAGAGGAAGACAUUUGAUCGCAGCAGCACACACACAGGACUUAACGAUCAGCCUGCUGGAGAAGGAAUCAAGAAAGCGCUCAUCAGGACAGCCUCCAGACUGAACUGCUUUUUGCAAUAUUUGAGAGACAGCACAAGUCAGCUGACCAAUGGUUGGACGUGUGGCAGUGGUUGGAGCAGGCAGUUCUGGUCUGGCUUGUAUCAAGAUCUGUGUUGAUGAGGGCCUGGAGCCGGUCUGCUUCGAAAGCAGUGAUGACAUUGGCGGGCUGUGGAGAUUUAAGGAGUCUCCUGAGCCGGAGCGCUCCAGCAUCUAUCGCUCCUUGGUGGUCAACACCUCCAAAGAGAUGAUGUGUUUCAGUGAUUUCCCCAUGCCUGCUGACUAUCCCAACUACAUGCACAACUCCCAGCUGCUGCAGUACUUCCACCUCUACGCUGACCACUUCGACCUGCUCCGAUACAUUCACUUCCAGACCAAAGUGAGGAGUGUCACACAAAGGCCAGAUUUCUCUGUGUCCGGGCAGUGGGACAUAGUGACCAUUAACAGGGACGGACAGGAGCAGAGACACGUAUUUGAUGCAGUCCUGGUGUGUUCAGGCCACUACACACAUCCAGCCUUACCUCUGUCAGACUUUCCAGGAUAUGAGACGUUCUCCGGCAGGUGUUUUCACAGCUGGGAAUACAAAGAUGCAGAUGGCUGCAGAGGACAGAGGGUGGUGGUGGUUGGCAUUGGCAACUCUGGAGGAGAUAUUGCAGUGGAGAUCAGUAGAUCUGCAGAGAAGACAUUUCUCAGCACACGCCAGGGGGCCUGGGUGUUGGGCAGGAUGUCCAGUAACGGUCUUCCUCUGGACAUGACAGCUAUCACCAGGCUCAACAACAUCCUCACACUGCUUCUGCCCAAGACUCUGGUGAACUGGGCAGCAGAGAGAGCACUGAACCACAGAUAUGACCACAGACUGUACGGGCUGAGGCCCAAACACAGACUUUUGGACAAAAGGCCUUUGAUUAAUGAUGACCUGCCUGGUCGAAUCCUUCAGGGAGCGCUAGUUAUGAAACACAAUCUGAAAGGAUUCAAGGACUCUGGGGUUGUCUUUGAAGAUGGCACUGUGGAGGAGAACAUUGACACUGUCGUUUUCUGUACAGGUUAUAGUGGAACAUUCCCAUUUCUGCCUCCUGCUUUAACUGAAGGGCCUCAUGGAGAAGUCACAUUGUACAAGACACUGUUUCCUCCUUCUCUAUCCCGACCCACACUGGCCAUCAUGGGUCUUUUCCAGACAAAAGGACCAAUCAUGCCCAUUGUGGAAAUGCAGGCGCGGUGGGCUGUUAAGGUCUUCACUGGUUUGAGUCGUCUUCCGUCUAGGGAGAAGAUGUUUGAUGCCACUGAGUCUGAGAGGAAGAGGAACAUGAAAAGCUAUCCGUGCCCACGACAGGCAGCUCUCCAGACUGAAAUAACGCAUGGGAAAAGGACUCAAACGGACUACCGGUGAGCUCAUGUUUUAGACUGUUAUGAUGCGGUCUAAUUGUUGUUGAUGGCGGAGUUUAAUUUUGUUUGUUUGGGUUUCAGUUUGUUAAAAUAUUUAGAAAUUGUGCAUAUUUUGAUUACCUUAUUUACCUUAAAUA
Messenger RNA from Centropristis striata (black sea bass), 3306 nucleotides. RefSeq names its product dimethylaniline monooxygenase [N-oxide-forming] 2-like. Gene Ontology annotation, molecular function: flavin adenine dinucleotide binding; NADP binding; N,N-dimethylaniline monooxygenase activity. Bases 1839 to 3173 code for a protein of 444 amino acids. NCBI's taxonomy places the organism in Eukaryota, Metazoa, Chordata, Actinopteri, Perciformes, Serranidae. The transcript has 11 exons. The record is from RefSeq and is a predicted model, not a curated record.